AUGGCAGAUAACAAAGAUGUUCCUAUGUCUAAUAACGAAGACAAUGAACUCACGAAGGCUGUAGUAAACCCUAAUAAUGCUGAAAUGAGAAACGGAGAUAACAAAUCACCCCAGCCUCCAGUGACUCCGCCACCAGUUGAAGAAGACACUCAAGAAUUAAUUGUAGUGAACGAAAAUACUGAUAUCCUCGAUCUCAACCACGGCAGAAUUGGAAAAAUCGAAAACCUUGAGCCUCUUAAGAAUUUGGAAAGAUUGUACUUAAGAUGGAACUUAAUAAAGAAAAUAGAAGGUUUAGAUACUCUGCACAAAUUAGUGGAACUUGAACUUUAUGACAAUCAAAUAGUUGUCAUCGAAAAUCUGGACAACUUGGUGAAUCUGGAAAUCUUGGAUCUGUCGUUUAAUAGGAUCAAAGAAAUAACCGGACUUGAAAAACUAUUGAAACUUCGUAAGCUUUUUAUAAGCUCAAAUAAAAUAACAGAAAUCAAAAAUGUCAACCAUUUACCAAAGUUAGAGUUGCUGGAACUCGGAGACAAUCGCAUACGAGAAAUCAAGAACCUAGAAGGCAUGACGACAUUGAAAGAGCUAUAUCUCGGUAAAAAUAAAAUAACUAAAAUACAGAAUCUCGAAGAUCUCGUGAAUUUAGAAAUAAUCGUCCUGCAAAGUAACCGUCUUACAAGGAUUGAGAAUCUUGAACAUUUAACGAACCUGGAACAGUUGUACAUAUCAGAAAACGGCAUCAGCUCCAUAGAAAACCUGUCGAACCAGGUUAAGUUGCAAACAUUAGAUCUGGCUAUGAACAGGAUAACAGUCAUUGAAAAUGUGAGACAUAUGACCGAGUUAGAGGAACUUUGGUUAAAUAACAAUCAAAUAUCUGAAUGGUCAUCAGUUGAUUACCUUCAAGAGAACAAGAAGUUGGCUACCAUAUAUCUUGAACACAAUCCAAUCACAUCGGAUCCGGCUUAUCGGAGGAAGUUAAAGCUAGCGCUGCCGUCUCUACAACAAAUUGAUGCAACACUGUGUAGAUAA
This is a messenger RNA of Danaus chrysippus (African queen), 1026 nucleotides long. The record is from the annotation of a GenBank genome assembly. NCBI's taxonomy places the organism in Eukaryota, Metazoa, Arthropoda, Insecta, Lepidoptera, Nymphalidae.